Molecule: messenger RNA, 7300 nt
Organism: Corapipo altera (White-ruffed manakin)
Lineage: Eukaryota; Metazoa; Chordata; Aves; Passeriformes; Pipridae
Gene: LATS1
Product: large tumor suppressor kinase 1
Exons: 8
Coding region: 235-3657 (1140 amino acids)
Biological process (GO): regulation of organ growth; positive regulation of apoptotic process; peptidyl-serine phosphorylation
Cellular component (GO): spindle pole
Molecular function (GO): ATP binding; protein binding; protein serine/threonine kinase activity
Source: RefSeq, a predicted model, not a curated record
CGGCCGGUCGUGGCCGCGCGGGCGGGGCCGAGCUCCGGGCGCCCGGGGCGCCGCCGCCGCCGCCGCCUUCUCGCCGCAGAAAUACCGUUUUGGGUUGUGAUGAGCUCCAGCACUACAGGAACCAAGGUUUCACAGUGAAGAGCCACUGCUUUCACAAGUUCUGACACCAGCCAGUCUUCCUUGAAUUCUGGUGUGUGCAAGUCCUUGGUGGAGGUUGCAUAUAUACAUGUUUUCAUGAAGAGAAGUGAGAAACCAGAAGGUUAUAGGCAAAUGAGGCCUAAAACUUUUCCUGCCAGUAACUAUACUGGCAGCAGCCAGCAGAUGCUACAGGAAAUACGAGAGAGCCUCAGGAAUUUACCUAAACCCUCCGAUGCUGCUAAAGCUGAUCACAGCAUGGGCAAAAUGUUAUCUGAAGAUCCUAGGCAAGGUCGAAAUCCUCCCAAAUUUGUAACAUAUCAUAAAGUUUUGCAGGAGAUAAGAAACUCACUUCUGCCUUUUGCAAAUGAAGCGACCUCAGCUGUCAAAGGAACAUCAGAAGUUAAUCGACAAAUGCUGCAAGACUUACAAGCUGCUGGCUUUGAUGAGGAUAUGGUUGUACAAGCUCUUAGACAAACUAACAACCGUAGUAUAGAAGCUGCCAUUGAAUUUAUAAGUAAAAUGAGCUACCAGGAUCCUCGUCGGGAGCAGAUGGUUGCAGCAGCAGCAAGACCUGUAAAUGCAGGUAUGAAACCCCCAGCAGGGACUGUUCAGCAAUCAGUUAACCGCAAGCAGAGCUGGAAGGGUUCUAAGGAGUCCCUGGUUCCUCAGCGGCACGGCCCUUCCCUGGGAGAAGGUGUAGUUUAUCGCUCAGAAAGUCCCAGUUCUCAGCCUGAUGUAGGAAGGCCAUUAUCUGGAUCUGGCAUUGCGGCAUUUGCUCAGGCUCAUCCUGGCAAUGGACAAAGAGUGAAUCCCCCACCUCUACCGCAGAUAAGGAGUGUCACUCCUCCUCCUCCACCUCCUCGAGGGCAGACACCCCCCCCAAGGGGAACUACUCCUCCACCUCCUUCCUGGGAACCGAAUUCUCAAACAAAGCGGUACUCUGGAAACAUGGAAUAUGUGAUCUCCCGUAUUUCUCCAGUGCCACCAGGAGCAUGGCAGGAUGGUUAUCCACCUCCACCUAUGAAUCCUCCACCUAUGAAUUCAUCCACGCAGAGUCAGAGAGGCAUGAGUGCUGUCCCCAUUGGCAGGCAACCAAUAAUCAUGCAGACUUCUGCCAACAGCAAAUUUAGUUUUCCGUCGGGAAGAGCUGGAAUGCAAAAUGGCAAUUGUCAGGCAGAAUUCAUAGUUCACCAGAAUGUGGUGUCUGGGAAUUCGGUGAGUCGCCAGCCACCUCCAUACCCCAUGAAUUCAGCUAACAGGCAGAGUCCCACAGCACUACAGAUGCAGGCAGGAGGAUCUGCUCCUCCUUCAGCGUACACCAAUGGGAAUCUUCCUCAGGCGAUGAUGGUGCCAAACAGAAAUAGUCACAACAUGGAACUUUACAACGCAAAUGUAGCUGGAAUACCCACCUCCUGGUCACAGCCUUCCCCUGUGCAGCCGCAGUCAUCACCUGGCAACGGGCACGACAUGCCUCCAUGGCAACCCAAUGUUCCCGUGCGGUCAAAUUCUUUCAACAACCAUCAUGGCAAUAGGCAGAGUCACUCUGGCAGCUCUCAGCCUUCGGCCACAACAGUAACAGCCAUAACACCAGCUCCCAUCCAGCAACCAGUGAAAAGCAUGCGUGUGUUAAAACCAGAGCUGCAGACUGCCCUGGCACCCACUCACCCUUCCUGGAUGCCACAGCCCAUGCAAACUGUGCAGACCAUCCCCUUCUCUGAGAGCCCAUCUACAAAUAUGGCAGUUAUGGCUCCUGUUGUGGAGGCUCCAAAUUACCAGGGCCCCCCACCACCUUACCCUAAACACUUGCUACAUCAGAAUCCUUCUGUCAAUCUGUAUGAGGCAGGACCCAAGCUCAACAAGGAGGAGCCACCUCUUUUAUCCAGGGAGGAUGAGAAUGAAAAGAAUUACGAAUGUGUUGAUUCAACAGAUAAAGAAAAAAAACAAAUCACAACAUCACCUGUUCCUGUUAGAAAAAACAAGAAAGAUGAAGAAAGAAGAGAGUCUCGCAUCAAAAGUUAUUCCCCUCAAGCCUUUAAAUUCUUCAUGGAGCAGCAUGUGGAGAAUAUACUCAAGUCACACCAGCAGCGUUUGCAUCGGAAAAAACAACUAGAGAAUGAAAUGAUGCGGGUUGGAUUGUCACCAGAAGCCCGAGAUCAAAUGAGGAAAAUGUUGUGCCAGAAAGAAUCUAAUUACAUUCGACUAAGAAGAGCUAAAAUGGACAAAUCAAUGUUUGUAAAAAUUAAAACCCUGGGAGUUGGUGCAUUUGGAGAAGUUUGCCUAGCAAGAAAAGUGGAUACUAAUGCUUUAUAUGCGACAAAAACUCUGAGGAAAAAAGAUGUCUUGCUUAGAAAUCAAGUUGCUCACGUUAAAGCUGAGCGGGAUAUCCUCGCAGAAGCUGAUAAUGAAUGGGUGGUUCGCCUGUACUAUUCAUUCCAAGAUAAAGACAAUUUGUACUUUGUAAUGGACUACAUUCCAGGAGGUGAUAUGAUGAGUCUCCUGAUUAGAAUGGGUGUCUUUCCAGAAAAUCUAGCACGGUUCUACACAGCAGAACUGACCUGCGCAGUUGAAAGUGUUCAUAAAAUGGGCUUCAUCCACAGAGAUAUUAAACCUGAUAAUAUCUUGAUAGACCGUGACGGUCAUAUCAAAUUGACUGACUUCGGGCUCUGUACAGGUUUUCGAUGGACCCAUGAUUCAAAAUACUACCAGAGCGGUGAUCAUGCACGACAGGACAGCAUGGAUUUCAGCAAUGAAUGGGGUGACCCAGCGAAUUGCAGGUGCGGAGAUCGGCUGAAGCCGCUGGAGCGCAGGGCUGCACGUCAGCACCAGCGCUGCCUGGCCCAUUCCCUUGUUGGCACCCCCAACUACAUCGCUCCAGAAGUGUUGUUACGAACAGGUUACACACAGUUGUGUGACUGGUGGAGUGUUGGAGUAAUUCUCUUUGAGAUGCUAGUGGGGCAGCCUCCAUUCCUGGCGCAAACGCCCCUGGAAACACAAAUGAAGGUUAUCAACUGGCAAACUGCACUUCAUAUUCCACCUCAGGCUAAAUUGACUCCAGAGGCCUCCGACCUUAUUAUUAAACUGUGCCGAGGGCCAGAAGAUCGUUUAGGCAAAAACGGUGCAGAUGAAAUAAAAGCUCAUCCAUUUUUUAAAACAAUUGAUUUUUCAAGCGAUCUACGGCGACAGUCUGCUUUCUACAUUCCCAAAAUUGCUCAUCCUACAGACACAUCAAACUUUGAUCCAGUUGAUCCAGAUAAAUUGUGGAGUGACGAUGAUAAGGAGGGGAACAGAAAUGAUACCCUUAACGGGUGGUACAAAAACGGAAAACAUCCUGAACAUGCUUUUUAUGAGUUCACCUUCCGAAGGUUUUUUGAUGACAAUGGCUACCCAUACAACAAUCCAAAGCCCAUUGAAUACGAGUAUGGUAGUUCCCAAAACUCAGAACAGCAGUCAGAUGAGGAUGAUGAUGAUGAUGAACAGGCAGGUAGAGGAGUUCAGAGCCGUGAUCUGGUUUAUGUUUAGUAGAGGAAUAAAGAUCAAAAAGUAAAUAAUCAAUUUUGCAGCUAUACCUUUUGAAAAGUCUGUUUUAAGAGACUUGAAAGAAGAUUGCUACGGUAAAUACAUGCACACUUUCUUGGAAACACUAAAAAAAUUAUGUCUUCUCCUUCCCUGUCAGUACAUUUUGUUUCCCCCGAAUACAGAGAAAUCCUCAACCAUUAAUUUAUUCCAGUGAUGUUAAUUGUUUAAUUUAGAAGAGAUUUGAUGUUAGGUGAAAAAAAUAUCACUUGAAUUUUGUUAUUGGUUCUCUGUACUCUAAGUACUCAAAAUAGGAAAUAGUGACUUUUUUUUUCCCCUCCCUAAGAUGAUGCCUGGUAUCUAUUUGUACAUAUAUUGAAUAAUUUUAGAAAGCAGUUCUCUGCUUCAGAAUUUUUAAUGACAGUUUUUCCAUGCAUUGACCAAAUAUAAAACCUACUUUACUAAUAAAGCUCUCUGAUACAUUUCUGAAGAGGAAAAAAAAAGGCUGCUGUACCGUCACUUCUCACUGUAUUUAACCUAAUUAUUCGCAGUGUUGGAAAAACAGAGCCAUCUAUCUGGUGAAACAUUUCCAGCUACUGUUUAAGUGGCCUAGUUCUCAGCUUUGAAACAAGAAAGUGUCAGUCUUGCCUAUAGGAUGAUUGUAAGACGAUAAAGCAUUAAAUCUAGUAUUUUAUUAAAUAGUAAUUGGAUUUGACGUUAGUAACAAAGUAGCAUUUGACUGGUACUCUCAAAGCAGAACUGCUCACUCAGAAACAACUUGAUUGUCUCCUGUCAUCAGUUAUCCUAUAGAUAGAAGAGGAAAAGAAGCUUUAGAAAAAACACUUUCUGAAAUCUAGUUCAAUUUUCUGACUACAGCCAAACUGUAAAGUGUGUACAGUGCUGCUUGAGUUGGAAUUUUUAGUUUGAAAAAUAAAUUUUAGAGUAGUGUCUUUAUUAUAAGUUUGAGAUAGUAAUGGAAAAGGAUUAUGGCUUUUGAGGCUGUUGUUGUGGAGACCCGUUUCACUUGGCUGGAAUAGUUUUCCUCCUGGUCACAGAGACAGUAAGGAGAAGCACCGUGCACCAGCCUAUCUGAGCCAUCAGUACAGUAUCAAUGGUCUGUCACAGCCCAGUUCAGAACAGAAUUAGGAACUUAGAGCUGUGUCUGCUGCCUUCUACAUUACUCUUCCAUAAUUUCUGGCAGCAGGUGAUCAGGUAUCCCCUUGGGUCUCAUGGUGGGAGGGUACUGAGCCUGUUGAGGUGACUGGGAGUACAGACAGGAGCAUCCCUCUAAGCAGCUUCCCGGAGACUGGACUGGGAGUUACAGGUGAGAGGCAGAAAGAAUUAUGAUUUUAUCUCUCUCCUUCUUUCUCAUGAAGUUAACACAGUGGUAAAGAAAAUGCACUAUUUUUAGUAAACUUCAUGUCUUUUAAAACUUCCUCCUCCUUGGAAUUGAAUUCCAAUGGAUAAUCUCAUAACAUGCCUGUAACCAUUACUGCUUUUUUAAAUUAUUACUUGUGCCAUUGCACUGGCAUUGCAACUAUCUAAACAUGGUGAAAUUGGUGUUCACAGCUAUUCUUGCAGCAAACAUGAGUUACUAGUUUACUUUUCUCACCAAGCUGGUUUGUUUAUUUCUGGCCAAUUUGUUCUCUUUCUGUGCUCCAGUGCAGUGUCUCUCUUGGUGCCAGUGCAACUGUCUAUAGUGCUGUCCUAAAUACUGGAUCAGUGAAAAAACUGUGUGGUGUUUAGCAUUUGGAGUUUCCUUUCUUGCGUGUUCAUUUGAACCAUCCAGUUUCUAGUGUGGUCCAUAAAUGAUUCAUAUUGGCUUAACUGAGGAAGGUCUGAACUGCAGCAGUUGGCAGUGAGGAAACUUCUUAAACAUACUUGGUCACAGGAGAAAAUGUUUGUGGAAGUUCACUCCUCUACUGUGAAGUGCUUAUAAUUGUUAGAAGGUGGUUAUGAGAAGUUGUUUUCUCAAACAAGUAGUAAGUUACUUUCUGUAAUGAAAAUGAGUUUGCAGUUUAAUAAAACAAUUCCUGUUCUGUCUGCCUUUUCCACAGCUGUUGAAAUAGAAUAGCUUUUAAGAUUCAUUUAGCUUAAAUAUUAUAAAAUGGCUGCAGUGUGUAACUACUCCAUUUUAUAUAUUAUGUAAAAAAGAUUGCUUUUCUUGUAAAUAAACUUUAAAGAUUACCCUCCUUCAUAGUAAGUAUCCCAGUAAAACUGGUCUACUUGUCUUAGAGUAAAGUGUAAUAUAUUACUGGUUAAAGGUAAUUUAAUCAAGCUUGCCUCACCAUUUUUGAAGUGUGCAGAGAAAAUAAUGUCAAUUCUUCAUUAAAUUGACUCUUAAAGUUGCCUUUUCAUGUGAGUAUAUUUCUCCUCUGCCUGCACUGUGCUAUGGUAUAUUCCUGUUUAAUACUAUUACUGGUCUUCAACCAAUUUAAAAAUAAAUUUAAAAAAUAUAUAAAAAAGGGUCCUGUAAUGGCACCAUUGUUCUAUACAAGCAAACCCAGUUGCUUUUUUUAAAAGACAUCAUUAAUUCUUUCAAGGACAUCUGCAAGUACUGAAAUGUUAAAUAUUAUUUUGCCUUUUUAAACAAAUACAUGAAAAGCUCAUAUCUUUAGAAUUUGGUAGAUGCUUCUGGCAUUUCCUAACAUCAUGUGUUAGAAGUUGUAAUAUAUGUUGUUUGAAUUUUGCCACCUAGAUGCUGCAGUAUUAUGUAUUUCCUUGCAAAAAAUACAGUUUGUUACAAUCCAUGUUCACUGAGAAAAUUAGUUACAUGUAAAUGUUGUCACAACUCUCUAACAUUCUCUGCCUUACCCAUGUUUUGAAACUUCACGUUUCAUACGUAGAUUCAGAGUCUAUUAUAGAGAUUCUUUAUAGCUGCUGCUUAAAACAUGGGUGUUUCACUGGUGACCUAUGAUGGGGAUUGGUUUGUGCGGGCAGUGAAGAAGAGAGGCUCCUAACCAGCAGCUGUGGAAUUCUGCAGUAAGUUUUAGUUCAGGUUGCUUUCACUUUGUAAAGCAUGAAAACCAGAUUCUCUUUUAUGUGCCCUUGUAUACAUAUUAAUUGUAUUUAUAAAAUGUUCUAUAAUCCUAUAACUGUACUGUAAAUACUAUUUGAUAUUCAGUGGCAUUCUAUCCUCGGGCAGGCCCUUUUGCUGUAUCUUUUCUAUCCUUGAUUUGUAAUAGAAGUCUAUAGAAUAUAUGGCUAGAAAGUGUCUUUGAGACUGACUUACCUUCUGCUGUUGCAAGGCUGUGAGUGGGAAUGAUUUAUUUAGACUCCUUUUAAUAUUAUUCAGCUAAUAGACAGUGCAGUGGGUGCGUUCUUAGAUGAUGAUGCUGUCACUGAAGAUAGUGUUAGGCUUUUGUUUCAGAUGUCAUCGGUGUUUCAGAUCAGACCUUUAAUCUGUUUGCUUUAUUUCAGCCAAAGCAAAAAGAUAAUAAAUUGGUUCAAUGUCAUAGUAAAAUGUUUGAAUGCCUUAAGAUGCUCAUGAGAAAGGCACUAUUCAAGUUUACUGAUUUAUAUAUAUCUAUAGAGAUAUAUAUAGACAUAUUCCAUGUGUGUAUAUGUAUAUAUAUAUAAUGUCUUUUUUGUAUUAUAAGACUGUCAGUUCUUUUGGAUUCUCCAAUUAAAUACAUAGACCACCGCACAA